GAAGCGAGAGGGAGAAAGGGAGCAAGCAGACAGCCUAGACCGAGGGAGUGAGCCCGAGAGGCGAGAGAUAGGGCGAGAAGCCCGAGAAAGAAGUAACAGCUUUCCGGAGCAGGCGUGCAGCGAACUGGCUUCUGUUUUAUUUUCCUCUUCCUUUUUAUUUUCCAAAGAGAAGCAGGGGACAGAAGCAAUGGCCGAGGGAGAAGACCAGCCGAGGUGCAGCUGACCUGGGUGUCCAAGUGGAUUAUGGUGCUGUUCUCCAAGGGCCUGCCCUCCCUGUCUUACAAUUGCACAUAACCCCAUUCCCAGCCAAGGACGACCAGAGGCAGCGUGAACCAAGUCAUUGAGAAAGCCCCCAGGAAGUGUAAACAAAAGGGAAAGCAUGAAUGGUGUGCCUGGGAGACAAGUGUGCCCUGCACCGCCCCCACCUUUAGCUGGACCAGCCCUGCCUCUCCCCACCUACUCACUGGUGAUCUGACUUUUUUUUCCUUUUCUUUUCCAUUCUCUUUUCUUAUUCUCCUUCAGGGCAAGGCCAGGAUUUUGAUUUUGGGACCCAGCCACGGUCCUUCUGUUCCUUCUUUAAAAUACCCACUUUCUCCCCAACGCCAAGAAGCGUUUGGCAAUAUCAGAUAUCCGCUCUAUUUAUUUUUACCUAAGGAAAAACUCCAGCUCCCUUCCCACUCCCAGCUGCCUUGCCACCCCUCCCAGCCCUCUGCUUGCCCUCCACCUGGCCUGCCGGGAGUCAGAGCCCAGCAGAACCUGUUUAGACACAUGGAGAAGAAGCCCAGAGCUCGGAGCCACACAGUCGGCUUCUCUGCGCUCCGGGUUGCCAGCGCUUCCUGGAAGUCCUGAAGCUCUCUCGCAGUGCAGUGAGUUCAUGCACCUUCUUGCCAAGCCUCAGUCUUCGGGAUCUAGGGAGGCCGCCUGGUUUUCCUCCCUCCUUCUGCACAUCGGCUGGGGUCUGCUCCUCCCUGGGCCUCCCAGCCCCCCUGGCUGCUCUCCCCAGCUCGCAUAUGAAGAUGCACUUGCAGAGGAGUCUGGUGGUCCUGGCCCUGCUGAACUUGGCCACAGUCAGCCUCUCUCUGUCCACUUGCACCACCUUGGACUUCGGCCACAUCAAGAAGAAGAGGGUGGAAGCCAUUAGGGGACAGAUCUUGAGCAAACUCAGGCUCACCAGUCCCCCCGAGCCAUCGGUGAUGACCCACGUCCCCUACCAGGUCCUGGCCCUUUACAACAGCACCCGAGAGCUGCUGGAGGAGAUGCAGGGGGAGAGGGAGGACGGCUGUACGCAGGAAAACACCGAGUCGGAGUACUAUGCCAAAGAAAUCCAUAAAUUCGACAUGAUCCAGGGGCUGGCGGAGCACAAUGAGCUGGCUGUCUGCCCCAAAGGAAUCACCUCCAAGGUUUUCCGUUUCAAUGUGUCCUCAGUGGAGAAAAAUGGAACCAACCUGUUUCGAGCAGAAUUCCGGGUCCUGCGGGUCCCCAACCCCACCUCCAAGCGCAAUGAGCAGAGGAUCGAGCUCUUCCAGAUCCUGCGUCCUGAUGAGAAUAUUGCCAAACAGCGCUACAUUGGUGGCAAGAACCUGCCCACGCGGGGCAACGCCGAGUGGCUGUCAUUUGAUGUCACCGACACUGUGCGCGAGUGGCUCUCGAGAAGGGAGUCCAACCUAGGCCUGGAAAUCAGCAUUCACUGUCCAUGCCACACUUUUCAGCCCAAUGGAGAUAUCCUGGAGAACAUUCACGAGGUGAUGGAAAUCAAAUUCAAAGGUGUGGACAGUGAGGAUGACCAUGGACGUGGAGAUCUGGGGCGACUUAAGAAGCAGAAGGACCACCACAAUCCCCAUCUGAUCCUCAUGAUGAUCCCCCCACACCGGCUGGACAACCCGGGCCAGGGUGGGCAGAGGAAGAAGAGGGCUCUGGACACCAAUUAUUGCUUCCGCAACCUGGAGGAGAACUGCUGUGUGCGCCCUCUGUACAUCGACUUCCGCCAGGACCUGGGCUGGAAGUGGGUCCAUGAGCCCAAGGGCUACUAUGCCAACUUCUGUUCGGGCCCUUGCCCAUACCUUCGCAGCGCAGACACGACCCACAGCACGGUGCUGGGGCUGUACAACACCCUGAACCCAGAAGCGUCUGCCUCGCCAUGCUGUGUGCCCCAGGACUUGGAGCCUCUGACCAUUCUGUACUAUGUUGGGAGGACCCCCAAGGUGGAACAGCUCUCGAACAUGGUGGUGAAGUCCUGUAAGUGUAGCUGAGCCCAGCCGGACAGAGGAGAGAGAAGUGCCACGCCUGCCUGCCUGUCCUCGGGGAAACACAAAAACCAACAGACUUCGCCUCGAGGCCAGGAGCCCGCAACUUUCAGCUCCAGGCAAAUGGCUGAGAUGGAGGUUCCCUUUCGGAACACUUCUCUCUUUGCUGGCUCUGAGAAAUCACUGUGGUAAAGAAAGUGGGUUUGGUUGGAGGAAGGCCGAAUUCUUCAGAACACACAGACUUUCUGUGAUGUAGACAAGAGGCGGUGGGGACAGAGGAAGAGGGACUGCAAGUGGACACAUCGCGUGGCAGAGGGACAGGCAUACCCCGGGGAGCAGGAAGGGCAGAGUGGCCGGCACGGGCCAGACUGGACGACGCUUCUGAUCUGAGGUCAGGUUCGCUCAUCGCUGCUCCACAUCUGCUCUAGGGAGUCUGGAUUAUAGUCGACGAGACCAGCAUUUUCCUUUGACAGAUUGCUACGAAAAAGGCCUGGGAUUGCAUCUCAUCCUACUGGGGAUUAAGGACAAAUCUAUUAUUUUUGCAAAUUGUCCUCUCAACAUCAGUC
Condylura cristata (star-nosed mole) is the source of this 2809-nucleotide messenger RNA. RefSeq names its product transforming growth factor, beta 3 (gene TGFB3). Gene Ontology annotation, biological process: regulation of cell population proliferation; SMAD protein signal transduction; transforming growth factor beta receptor signaling pathway. NCBI's taxonomy places the organism in Eukaryota, Metazoa, Chordata, Mammalia, Eulipotyphla, Talpidae. The coding region runs from base 1011 to 2249 and encodes 412 amino acids. Gene Ontology annotation, cellular component: extracellular region. Gene Ontology annotation, molecular function: type III transforming growth factor beta receptor binding; cytokine activity; growth factor activity. The record is from RefSeq and is a predicted model, not a curated record. The transcript is spliced from 7 exons.